Molecule: messenger RNA, 2561 nt
Organism: Physcomitrium patens
Lineage: Eukaryota; Viridiplantae; Streptophyta; Bryopsida; Funariales; Funariaceae
Source: RefSeq, a predicted model, not a curated record
GUGAGAUGGAAAUUCCACUGGCCUGGUGCCAAUCCGUAUGGAGAUUGUACAAGUGAAGGUACUCUGAAAGCUGGACUGAUUUCGGCCGCGGCAGUUGUGGUUUGUCAGCACCGGGAACAGGAGGGACGUCACUUGCAGAUGCAGUGAAAAACUGGUAUCUCGCAGAAGCUAGCUUUCCCGAGCAGCAAAGAAGCGAGACACAUUGUCUGUCGUUUUGCCCACUGCCGGUUUUCUUCGUAAUUUAAGUCUUGAUUUGCUGGAACUGUUCGAAAUGUGUCAAACAUUUCAUCACGCAAUUCCUUAGUAGCUAUUUAAAUCCAUCGAAAUUAAUACGGUCAUUACGACGAGAGAUACUCGCAGCUGCGGCUGGUCGGUUGUACCAGAGACAGUGCUACCGCGUCGUGGUUAAACCCUAACAUGUAUACCCACGACUGUCUAUCACAUACAGUUGGGCAUUCUGGAAACGUCUCAUACUACGUUUUGCAAUAAUCUGAUUUUUAUGGUCUUAAUUUUGAUGUAAUAUGCAAGUACACUGAAAGUAGGUAGCUUGUAGAUAAUCCAGCUUUACCGAGCAGCGUAAACGUGAGCUGUAGGUGCAACGAUGGAUUUUUUCCGGGUUUGCGUCUUGGUUCUAGCAUGGACCUGUUGCCUUUUUCACCCGCGAUUGGUCCUCGCCGAUGCAGACGAUUCCAAUAGUACUAACUCAAUCUGCCAGGCUAUGGUGCCCUCCCCGAAGCUUGAAAUGUUUGUUGAUAAGUUGCCGAAACUCAGGAAAAUUUCUUUUGCAAAUGGCAAGAAGUUGACCAUCGGAGUCUACAAAAUCAAGCAGAAAUUGCACAGAGACCUGCCACCGACAACGCUGUAUGCAUACGGCACAACGGCACGGACAGCCUCCUACCCGGGGCCAACCCUGGAGGCAAUCCAGAAUGUGACAUCCCAUAUUCGCUGGGAGAAUCACAUUCAUGAUAAGGAGCACAUGUUCACUGUUGAUCCCACUGUAAUGUGGGCCAAUCCUAAGAAAGGGGGAGUUCCAAUGGUCGUCCACCUUCACGGUGCCGAGACUGCGGCUGUAUCUGAUGGUUACCCUGACGCAUGGUACACUGCCUUCGGAGAUACGGGACACGCUUACACCACCAAGGAUUACCAAUAUCCCAACCAGCAGUCACCCACCAUGCUCUGGUAUCAUGACCACACGUUCGGCAUCACGAGGCUGAACAUCUUGUCUGGAAUGGCUGGGCUCUACAUCAUCCGGCCGAAGGAGAAGCUGCCGGCAUGGAUACCUCACAAGAACUACGAGGUGACGCUCUUUCUGCAGGACAAGGCCUUGUACAAUGACGGCAGAAUCAACUUCCCCACCGUGGGACUGUCCCUGAGAAAUCACCCUCACUGGUGCCCGGAGUAUUUCGGCGACGUGAUCCUCGUGAACGGCAAAGCAUGGCCUUACCUCGUCGUCAAGCCUCGCAAGUACCGCUUCCGUCUCGUGAAUGGUGGCAAUGCGAGAGUUUUCGAGCUUUCUCUGAGCACCCACAAAACCGGCUUCAUUCAAAUUGGUACCGACGGAGGACUCCUCGAAAAGCCGAUGUAUGUGAGCAGCUUAAUCGCUGCUCCAGCGGAGAGGCUGGACUUCAUCAUCGAUUUCUCCCUUGUCGCCGGGGAAGACAUUAUUCUCAAAAACUCAGCACUUGUGCCCUAUCCCGACGGGGAUCCAGCGUUCACCCCUCCCAGCACUCAAAGCAUCAUGAAGUUCAAGGUAAAGAAGUUUGACAAAGACGAUGCGCCGAACUCUCCAGCCAUCCCUGCAAUGCUCCGGAAGCCAGACCCCGUGAUCAGCUUAGAAAAUGCCACAUGGAGAACAAACACGAUGAUCGAAAUCGCCGACGAGGACGAUUUUCCCACUGGUUCCCUCCUUUCCAACCUCACCUGGAUGGACCCAGUGACCGAUAUCCCUUACCUCGGCUCCACCGAGAUCUGGGAGUUCAUCAAUCUUACCCCAGACGCGCACCCCAUGCACAUCCACCUGAUUAAAUUCAAGGUGCUCAACAUCCAACCCUUCAACCUCACACUCUACGAGGAGAAGGGCUGCCAUCGCUUCGAGCACUCCUACCGCGGCCCGGGGAGCUGCAUCACGGAGGACCCUGUGGAGCCCAAGGCGUACCACGCAGGAUGGAAAGAUACCGUGAUUGCACUUCCUGGUUACAUAACCAGGCUGGUGUUGCACUGGAGCCCGGAAUACGGCGGCGAGUUCCCGUUCGACGCGACUGCAAAGCCUGGGUACCUCUGGCAUUGCCACAUCCUGGACCACGAGGAUAACGACAUGAUGCGCCCUAUUCAGAUGCUGAGGAGAUAGCGACCCCAGUGGCCUGAUCGACGCGGUGUGAGCUGGGAAGAGGCAAUGCAUGUGUUUUGGUAUCGAUGUGUUCGUCGAUGAGCUUGUUAGAUAGACUUAGUUGUGUACAUCACAAAAAGAUAUAAAAGAAAAAAGGCUGUGACUGGUGAUCGCCAAAAUCACUCAACCGUAAUAAACUUCCCCUGUGGUCUACAAUCACCGCAAUCUACAAUCA